Nannizzia gypsea CBS 118893 is the source of this 411-nucleotide messenger RNA. RefSeq lists its product as hypothetical. The record is from RefSeq and is a predicted model, not a curated record. Lineage: Eukaryota; Fungi; Ascomycota; Eurotiomycetes; Onygenales; Arthrodermataceae. The transcript has 3 exons. The coding region runs from base 1 to 411 and encodes 136 amino acids.
AUGACACUUUCUGGAAAUCAUAUCGAUCAUCCCAAACGGAAAAAGUGUCACCGUAUGUCACCAGCACGAUUCGGGUUACCCCUGUAUGCCGUCCAAGGGAUUAAGCCAGCACAUGAGAUUUCAUUUCAACGUGGCCUUCGGAAUAUGUUACCUCCAGGAACCACAAUCGAUCUCCCCGCCCCGUGGUUCGAGACAAACGACUAUUGUUUUUUUGGUGAUUCUUGUACAGAGAAAAGACUCUUGCAUAAUUAUUCGCACGAUAGCUGCGAAAACCCGCCGGAGAUGACGGAAGUUCAAUCCUCAAGAGAGAUCUUAGGCUCCAGACCCAGAUACUCGAGACGGCUGAAGGUCACCGCUAUUAAGAGCGACCCGUCAGUAUUGGUGGCAAGCUUCUUCGGGAUAAACACUUGA